Molecule: messenger RNA, 2967 nt
Organism: Toxotes jaculatrix (banded archerfish)
Lineage: Eukaryota; Metazoa; Chordata; Actinopteri; Toxotidae
Product: RNA-binding protein Musashi homolog 2-like
Exons: 5
Coding region: 99-572 (157 amino acids)
Cellular component (GO): cytoplasm
Molecular function (GO): RNA binding
Source: RefSeq, a predicted model, not a curated record
CGGAACGCUGCAUUCCCGUCUGGCUGACACUGUAGCUCCGCUCCGUUUGUCGACCGUCUGUGUUUAUCUGUUUGUCGCUACCUAUAGCUGGGUCAAAUAUGGAAGGAGAAGGGAGCCAAGCUACGUCUGGAAGCUCGACUGAUCUGCAGCACGACCCGGGGAAAAUGUUUAUCGGUGGCCUCAGCUGGCAAACUUCACCAGACAGCCUUAGAGAUUAUUUUAGUAAAUUCGGGGAAAUCAGAGAAUGUAUGGUGAUGAGAGACCCAACAACAAAGCGUUCCAGGGGCUUUGGCUUCAUCACUUUUGCAGAUGCUGCCAGCGUAGAUAAAGUCUUAGCACAGCCGCACCAUGAGUUAGACUCUAAAAUGUCUUCUUCUCUCUGCAUGUCUGGCUACCAUCAUAGCAGACUGGAGAGGCUGCUGUGUUGUCAGUCAUCUGUUGGUUCACCACUGAGACACAAAUGUCUUCAAAAUCAUAUCACUGUUCUGUGCACUCAUUUAAUGCAGGUAAUUCUUAUUUUCCACUGUGUUUCCAUAGUUUUGUGUGGGAUGCCAGACUUUAAUAGCUUGUAACAUUGUACAGGAAUGUUUUAUUUCUUAUAUAAUUUUUUUUUCUCAGAUUUUUAAACUGUUUUGGAAAAUAAAUCUUUUUGUUUUUCUGAACAAACAUCAGCCUUUUCACAUCUGAGCUAAAUCAGCUGAAAUCUGCUCAGUAUUCCAGGAUUUGAAUAGAUGUAACUAAGAUAACCUAUUAAUAAAGAAUUAUUUCCUUCAGUCAUUUUAUUUAUUUCUGUCAAAAAUAAAAGGUUUCAUGCCUGUAUCAUAUACAGUAUAUCAGUAUCAGAAUAUAUGUUGGCUGAUGAGUGCCCAGUAUCGGUGUAUGAUCAGUUAGAACUGCUACCCUCUCUGUAGAGUAUAAUGAAGCCUCUAAUACAAUUCAAAUUUUAAGCGUGAAAUUAUAGUUUCUUUUUCUUCCUUUUUUGUUUUUCCUUUGUUAUUUUAUCAUCACUGAUUUUUGUUGGAAAACACUCCAUGUAUGUUGUCAUUGUCUCUAAUGUUUAAAUGUUUUACUCUCUAAAGGUGUAGUCAGAUACACAUUUCUAAGAUGGGAGAUGUAAAUGUUGUACUGUAUUGUACAGUGUUAAAAGGUGAGGGUAAUACUGACUGAAUCAGUUGUGUGUCACACUGGCACUGAAAAGGAAAAACUGCUUUACAGUAAUUCACAAUAUGUUUUUUGCACUUUAUGGAUUGGAGUACAGUAGAUGUUUGUGGUGGUGGGAGCAGGGGUGAAUGAUACCAGUGAGAUGUGUGUAAGUGCAGGGUGAAAUAGAGCAUAUGUGGGCUCAUUACGGAGUCUUGGUUUGUGCUGGAGGUGACUGCUUGAUCUUGUUCAUCUCUGUGAAUGAUACUAAAGCCUUUACACAUUCCCUUAAACUGCUUCUCAGGUUUAUUUACAUGAAAUAAACAGAUUUUUGAAUGCUUUUAAACAGUGUCACAGUUUUUCACAGAGCCAAACUCAGAGCCAGAGAGACUGGUGGGCAGCAAAUAAUUAUGGCGAAAUAAUUUGAUACUAUUGCGGAUUGGAAAUUGCUUCGUCAUUUGGUGCUAAAUUUCGGUACCUAAGGAGUAAAUCUCAUCAGCGUCAGUCAUAGAGGCACGCAGGAAAAACUCUACAUUUCACAGAGAGAUGGGGAUUGUGUGUGUGUGUGUUUUGUAUUUUGAAAUACUUGACUACAGUGUGCUCUGCGUAGUAGGUGUAAACAUGUCUCAGGCCCAAACCCAGUGUCCACACUCACGGCCUCACAGACUUUGAGGCGUGUUCCCACUAAAUCUGUGAGGGCUCGCAGCUCUCUUGCAAAUGUUUUGCCCGGAAGUGUUAGAAAAAAAAGGGUAACAAGCAUUUUAAAUUAUGCUCAAUGAUGAUUCUUAAUAAUUCUGUUUUGACAAAAAAGUAAAUUGAUUAUUUCACAAUUAUCUCUUGUCCAAGGCAAAAACCCGGAGGACGUUCAAAUCAGGCAGUUGAUCGCUUAAGUGUCUUUUCCAUGAAGAAAGUAAAAAAAACAAUAACCAAAAUAAAAAGAUCUAAACCCAAACUAUACAUAUUUCAGUUAUGGUAAAGUGAUAUGUUUCAAAGUGUCCCAUUGCUAUUCAUACCAUUUCGAACCCUUGCAGCCUCUCGUACUCAAUCACUUACCAGGUGACAUCAAUUAAGUCUGUGAGGUUUCAGGGUUUAGGCCUUGGCUGGGGGGCCAAUUGGAUUGGGCCUAAGAGAUCAGUAGUGUGGCUCUGUUUUAUCAGAGUUAAUGUCAGUUGAACAUGAUGCAAAAGGACUUUGCUACCAAGACCAGCAACACAACCAAUUUGAUGAAACACUUGGCAGAAAAUUGCUCUGUGUUCAGCUGCAAGAAGAAGGGACCACAGCCAUCUUCCUCUCAGCAUCCCAGUCCACUUAAUGUUACAGAGCCUCCUUCAAAUUCUCCACCCCGGGAUUCCCCCUCAUCCAAGAUUACUGAGGACACCAUUAUGAGUGGGAUUUUAGCAGGUAAUGUUUAGCAAGCAUAAAAAUUUGACCAACUUAUAGACGGUUAAUUGUUUAAUGUUACUGUAACAGGUACAGUGACAUAAACUGGUAAAUAGGGUUAUUUUUUAUGUCACAAAACUGCUUUGAGUGUGUGAAAAUGCUAAUGAUAUGAAAAAAGAAAAUUAAGAAUAAGAUUUUUUCCCCGAAUGUGUAAUGUAAUUUUCUGUUUGUGGAAUGGACUGAAUAAAAUUGAUACCCUGAUGUGGUGUAACAGGGAAGACCUAGGUUUUGGAGAAUGUUUGUUUGAAGCUCUUAUGUGUGACUCUGGAAACUAUUUCUUGAUGGUAGAGAGGGAGAAGAAGUGCAGAGGCAGAGAUAAAUGUGACUAGGAAUGAACGGGGAAAUCCCAUGGUCUUUAUCCCUGUUCACUGCAUCACCAGGAUGUAC